Chinchilla lanigera (long-tailed chinchilla) is the source of this 1050-nucleotide messenger RNA. RefSeq names its product ABI family, member 3 (gene Abi3). Gene Ontology annotation, molecular function: SH3 domain binding. The coding region runs from base 26 to 817 and encodes 263 amino acids. Gene Ontology annotation, cellular component: lamellipodium. Lineage: Eukaryota; Metazoa; Chordata; Mammalia; Rodentia; Chinchillidae. The record is from RefSeq and is a predicted model, not a curated record. Gene Ontology annotation, biological process: regulation of cell migration. The transcript is spliced from 5 exons.
GAGACACCGGGCCCGCGGCCGGGCCAUGGCCGAGCUGCAGCAGCUGCAGGACUUCGAGAUCCCCACGGGCCGGGAGGCGCUGCGCGGGAACCACAGCGCCCUGCUGCGGGUCGCCGACUACUGCGAGGACAACUACGUGCAGGCCACGGACAAGCGGAAGGCGCUGGAGGAGACCAUGGCCUUCGCCACUCAGGCCCUGGCCAGUGUCGCCUACCAGGUGGGGAACCUGGCUGGACACACGCUGCGCAUGCUGGACCUGCAAGGCGCAGCCCUGAGGCAGGUGGAGGCCCGGGUGAGCACGCUGGGCCAGAUGGUGAACAUGCACUUGGAGAAGGUGGCCCGAAGGGAGAUCGGCACCUUGGCCACUGUACAGCGCCUGUACCCCGGCCAGAAGGUGGUGGCCCCCGAGAGCCUGCCCCCGCUCGAGCCCUACUGCAGGAGACCGAUCAACUUCGGCUGCCUGGAUGACAUCGGCCACGGGGUCAAGGUAGAGAGGGGUCCUUCUCCCCCCUCACCACCUCAGAACCUUCCUUCCUUCUUAUUGAGUCAGCUGCCUCCGCCCCCGGAGCUCGACGACUUGGGGUUGCCACCGCCCCCGCCUGGCUUUGGACCGGAAGAGCCCAGCUGGGCCCCCGACGCCUACUUGGAAAAAGUGGUGACGCUGUACCCGUACACCCGCCAGAAGGACAACGAGCUCUCCUUCGCCGAAGGCGCAGUCAUCUGCGUCACCCGCCGCUACUCCGACGGCUGGUGCGAAGGCGUCAGCGCCGAGGGCACCGGCUUCUUCCCGGGGAACUACGUGGUACCCAGCUGCUGACCUGGGCCGAGGCAGGAGGAUCUCUCCUGGCCCCUCCCCAUGGUCGCGGGGAGGGAGUAGCGCCCCCAGGCCUGCCGCAGGGGCCUGGAACUGGAGACCACAGCGUUGUGAUCGUGUCUGCUAAGGCCCUGACCUCUGUGGGGUGGGGUCCCCAGCCCCCAGCAAGGACUCUGAAUAAAGCUCUGCGACCUGCCCAUCACGCCCUGAGGGGCUGGGGACAGGGAUUGAAUGCA